AUGACAACACUUUCCUCACUCACAUCCCUGUGCUCUCUCUCAAUGAACAUCUAUUUUAUCCAGCAAAACCACCCAUGGUACCCAGAACACUUGGAGGCUAUCCCUAGCCAAUACUCCUCAUUGGCAGAUGCUAUGAUACCGCAACGACAGUCUGAGGCCCAUACUGCUAUCAAACUCAUUGAGCAACGGCAAUGUGAGACUCGCACGACCUUCCAAGCCCAGGAGCCAGCCGUUUAUCAUGACGAAGUAUACCCUAAAGUAUCCGGGUAUGCACACCUGCACAGCGACUUUCCCAAGCGUGGAGAUGUGCGCACUCCUACCCACAAGAAUAUGAAUAUGAACCGCAAGGUCACGUUACGUGUCGACCAAGAGCUUCGGAGUCAAAAGCAAGAGAGGCGUGAAGGGUUUCAAAAAGCUGGUAAAACAUGUCGCCAGAAACAUGUUGCAACUCGGGAAGGCCAGUAUGCACAUCUACUGGUCUCGCCGAGGUUCUUAUGCACAACAGCAGCAGCGAUCUGGUGGAGUGCAGAGAAAAGCGAGUCUGAGAUUCAAGGGUGA
Postia placenta MAD-698-R-SB12 is the source of this 558-nucleotide messenger RNA. RefSeq lists its product as hypothetical. The coding region runs from base 1 to 558 and encodes 185 amino acids. The record is from RefSeq and is a predicted model, not a curated record. NCBI's taxonomy places the organism in Eukaryota, Fungi, Basidiomycota, Agaricomycetes, Polyporales, Adustoporiaceae. The transcript is spliced from 3 exons.